UGAUUGAAAUCUUAAAGGUGUUCCAAGUAUCAAUGGAAACUAGCAAGAUGCGAAUCUGCUUGGAAAAACUAGUUAUCUUGACAUGUAUUGGGAUGUUAUACACCCCAAAAGUGAAUUGUUCAUGUUCUAUUGAUUGGAGUGAAAAAUCCGGAAGCUGUUUCUUCGUUUCGCCAACAAGCACGAAAUGGGAAAAAGCAAAGAUAAGAUGUGCCAGUGAGGGUGCCCACCUCGUAUACCUCGGGAACGGAAGACCUGUGAAUUUCCUCAACGACCUGUCCUCUAUUUUUGACGAGGCAAAGGAAUAUUUUGUUGGUGCGAAAAAAGAAGGUUCUGUGUGGAAAUGGGGAGACGGUAGAGAUGUGGUUCUCCCCAUUAGCGCUCCAAAUAAUAACGAUAUCUACGCCCUUCGUAAAUUCGAUGAUUUAUUGGUCGCCACAGGGGAGAAUCAUGAGUCAUACUACAUCUGCGAAAAAGCAGAUUAUGCUUUUUCAUCUGAAGAAUCAACAUCAGUGGCCUUUUCAUCGACAUCCUCAUCAGCAUCACAAUCAUCAUCAUCAACAUCAUUAUCUUCUUUAUCAUCAACAUCAGUGGCCUUUUCAUCGACAUCCUCAUCAGCAUCACAA
Messenger RNA from Nematostella vectensis (starlet sea anemone), 623 nucleotides. Its product is annotated as killer cell lectin-like receptor subfamily B member 1. The record is from RefSeq and is a predicted model, not a curated record. The transcript is spliced from 4 exons. NCBI's taxonomy places the organism in Eukaryota, Metazoa, Cnidaria, Anthozoa, Actiniaria, Edwardsiidae. The annotation marks the transcript as partial.